GCUCGUUGUGUCCAUUACACUCGUUUCUUCGAACAGGUACUUGCGGCGGCGCCAUUUGCUGUCGUACUCGUCAUCCGGCUAGCGCCCGGGAAGUCACUCACCACUGGGCCAACCAGAUCCACGCUUCUCCUGCCUCGACUUGCCACACCCACCCACCCACCGCUACCACCUACCAUCUACCAUCUACCACCACCUACCACCACCUACCACUCGCUGUCAUCGUCGGCUUCCUCACGUCUCUCGCUUCGAUUGCCUCUCUUGCAGCACUCACCACUCCGCCCCGGCCUCCACCUCGCAGGAGCGCACGGUUGAUCAUCAUCGUCGCCAUCACCACCGAUCUCCUCGACGUCGGUCGCCUGACGGCGCCCACACUCGCUCAUCCCCCCCGGGGCAUUCCCGCGCAGAUAUCGAGACUGCGACACUCCACAGUCCCAUACACCCACCGACCCCUCACAGCACCACCGCCAGCAUGAGGCCGUCAUUAGCAUCGUUAUUCACCGGCCUGCUGGCCCUCACGCCCGCCGCAUAUGCCACCAACGAGCGUAUGCUGACGAGUACUUCCCUGAACCCUUGCCAGGCCGACAGCAAGUUUAGCGCCACACUCUUCGAUGUCAUCUUCACCCCUCAGAACCGCAGUCUGGCCUUUGACGUUGUCGGUGUCAGCAGUAUCGUUGGUAACGUCACGAUCGAACUGCUGGUUCUGGCAUAUGGUCUGCAGGUGUACAAGACGACAAUUAAUCCUUGCGACUCCGACCUGCAAGGUCUAUGUCCCAUGAACGCUGGACAGAUCACACUGAAUAGUAACGCGGAGAUUCCUGCGAGCGCAUUGAAACAAGUUCCUGGCAUCACAUAUACCGUGCCUGAUCUGGAUGCUCGAGUGCAGGUGUACUUCAACCAGACAGACACAGCCUCGUCUGCAGCUUGCGUCGAGGCAGAACUCUCAAACGGAAAGACGGUGGAUCAGAAAGGCGUAGCAUGGACAGUGGCGGUCCUGGCUGGUUUGGCGCUUGUUGCCUCUGCCAUUACUUCCGGACUAGGCCACUCCAACACCGCUGCGCACGUCGCCGCGAACGCCAUGGCACUAUUUGGAUAUUUUCAAGCCCAGGCCUUUAUCGGCAUGUCCGCCGUCUCUCUGCCGCCCAUUGUCGCUUCAUGGACCCAAAACUUUCAGUGGAGCAUGGGUAUCAUCUCGGUCGGCUUUGUGCAAACUUUGGCCACCUGGUACCAGCGUGCGACCGGCGGCACUGCCUCCACGGUCUUGUCGAAUCUGAGCUCUGUCUCUGUGCGCGUUGAGAAGCGUAGCUUACAGGAGUAUGCUCAGCUUGCCUCGCGCGCCGCCACGCAAUUGCACAACUCAAUCCUCAAGCGCUCCAACGCUGAUUCUGCCUUCACGGACACGUCCACUACUGUCACUGUUAGGGGCAUUCAGCGUGUUGGCUUUCGUGCGGGUAUCGAGUCUACCAACAUUUUCAUGACAGGCUAUGUCUUCUUCCUCGCCUUCGUCAUCUUCGUGGUUCUUGGAGUCUGCAUUUUCAAAGGAGUCUGCGAGUUGCUGGUCCGAGGAGGCCGCAUGAAGGGUGAGAAGUUCCAGGAUUUCCGAAAUGGCUGGACCACUGUUCUGAAGGGUAUCUUGUUCCGUAUCGUGCUCAUCGGAUACCCACAGAUGGUCGUGCUCUGCUUCUGGGAAUUCACCCAAAAGGACUCGGCAGCCAUUGUUGUCCUGGCCGUCUUCACAAUUUUCAGCAUGCUUGCCAUUCUCGGCUGGGCAUCUAGCAAGGUUAUCCGUCUGGCUCGCCGUAGCAUUGCGAUGCACAAAAACCCUGCCUACAUCCUCUACUCGGAUCCAGUCUCGCUGAACAAAUGGGGCUUCCUAUACGUUCAGUUCAAGGCCACCGCAUACUUCUUCAUUGUGCCAUUCCUGGCGUACAUCCUGAUCAAGGGUCUCUUCAUUGCUCUCGUGCAAAGCAAUGGUGCCGUCCAGGCAGUUGCUCUUGUCAUCAUCGAGGCCUUCUGGCUCAUUAUCGUCUGUGUUCUUCGUCCAUACAUGGACAAGAAGACCAAUGCUUUCAACAUCGCAAUCUGUGUCAUCAACUUCUUGAGCGCUAUCUUCCUGCUCGUCUUCUCUGACGUAUUCGGACAGCCAGGUAUCGUUACCGGUGUCAUGGGUGUCAUCUUCUUUGUCUACAAUGCCGCCUUCUCCCUGAUCCUGUUGGUUAUUGUACUAGUUGCUUCGAUUAUCGCAAUCACUGCCAAGAACCCAGACACACGCUAUCAGCCAAUGCGUGACGAUCGUGGCAGCUUCAUCAAGUCGCAGACCGCGAUCAACACCGAGCUCGAUGCACUCGGCGCUACUGCUCGGGGAGAGGACAAGCACGGCUACACCAGCAAGAGCGGAGUCCGCAUCGAGGACGACGACGACAGCUCGUCUGGCGGUAGCGCUAGCCGGAAAGAAGGCGAGGCCGGUGGCUACGGCUACGCACAGCCUCCUCGCAGCCCAAUUGCCCCGACCUACACUACCAGUAACAACAACAGUGCGAGGCAUUUGCCACCCUACGAUCGCAGUGCAACUGCCAGCCCAUACAGUGGGCAGCAGAUUAAUCGCUCCCAAGGCAGCGCCAGUCCCAGUCCGUGGCAUCGCGGCGCCGGAUACGAUUGAUAGACUGCCAUUUCGACCGCCUCUGUUCCGGGCACCCACUUCGGCGGAGACCGUAGAGACGGCGAUUUUAACGAUACCUGAUUUUGCGAAAGACCAGCCCCCAACCUAUUUGCAUCACUGGUCACAGGAGCAGAGAGCCUCGAUCGAUACCGUGGAUAAAGUCAUGGAUUUGUAUUACAGAACAUGAUUCUUCCCACGGAUGAAGAGGCAUGCUGGAUUUCUACGACUGCGUCAAGGCGAGAUCAGGUAAUGACGAAUAUCUCAUUGGUUGUCAAUUUUGUACAUAGUUGGAAGGCACAGCGGAGUCAUACUGUACUGCACUAGGAGGUCGAUAGAUGCGACAAACGAUCAGCAUUCGGAACCGUUGGGGAAAAGUCGAAUGAGGAUUUUCUACUCCUUUUUGACCAUUACGGCGGCGUUGUCCUUGGGGAUCUGCAAAACGAACCUUGGAAUGGGCAGGGUUCUGUGGCACUCUUUUACACCAGUACGGCAUGGAAUUGCAAGAGGAUUGACUGGUUGGCGUUUGUAAUGUCGUGCUCUUUGCUUCACGAGGCAAAAAGUACAAUCGUGCGAGGAAAUUCCAUAAGCUCUAGUUGGACGAAGAAAAAAAAAUGUGUAAAUCUAUUUGUGAGAGUCACGACAAGUUAAAAGAUGCAUCUCCUCCUAUACCACGAACGAACAUGUCGCAACAUGAUGUUUUUGGCUGGAGAAUCGAGAUCAGUGCUGCAAAGGUUACGGGAGACCAAUCGGUGGACGGUGAAGUACAGUACAGUACAGCAAUUCCAUGAUCUCCUGUGUUCGUCCUACUCGCUGUCGCUGUCGCUCUCGUCCGCUUCGCUACCUACCAUGCAUGCGAAUAUAGUCGAAACCCCUCCUCGCGUGUCCCUUUUGCCUUGUUUUUCCCGUCCUUUUUUUCUUGCUUUUCUUUCCUUUCCUUUUUCUUUCAAUUUGGGUGCGACACCUCACUCACUCACUGUCGGGUCAUGAAUGUCUUUCCGCUUUGCCAAAUUUCUUGUCCAAGACAUCCGAGUCGAAAAGGGGAGGCAGCGUGGGCGUAACAGCUUUCGUCUUUGAUGGAGUUGUGCGGCGUUUCUUCUUCGAUGCUGGCGAGGAGGCGGAGGCAUCACUACUGCUCCUGCUAUCAUCUUCGGAAUUGUCGUUGGUGCCGUCGUCGGAGCUGUCGUCGGAAGCGGAAUCUGAGGAAUCUGAGGAGGACGAAGAAUCUGAGGAUGAGGAGACAUCUGUUCGCGAUUUCCGGUUGCGUUUGCGCUUUGGUUCUGGCUUGUUGUUGUUGUUGUCGUUGUUGUUGGUGAGGUGGAUUUCUCGGGUGGUGACCUGUCCUCCUUCGAUUCUUUGAGUCUCGAUGACUCUUGUGGCCCGCGGAAUUGUUGUUGAUGAUGUUGAGGUGGAGGGUGUCGUGGCGGAGACAUUUGUCGUCGAGCCUGUGGUUGCGGCUGCUGACGUGCUUGCCUCUUCUGGCCAAAGUUCACCUUGUAGUGCCUUUGAGAGCAUCUCUUCUGCUCGCUUGCCUUUCUCGUGCUCACGCAAGAUCUCUUUGAGUUGUUGGUCGCCGUACUCGGUUCUGCCGGCUCCAGACUGCUCAUAUCGAUCGAUGGAGGCUUGAAGCGCCUCGUAAUACGCCGCACGCCGAGCUUCGGGUGUGUCCAGCGACAUCAGAUCGCUGUUGUCGUUCUCACGGACCCAGAUUGCCUUCAGAACGUCUUCCGCCUGCUCAGCUAUGCGUCGCCGCGCCUGGCCUUGCGUACUGGAGACGUACUGGACGAGGGCGGGGUUGUAUCUCGAGGGUAUGCGGUCGAUGUCGAAAAGAUUCCGGAACAGAUCGGCCUGACGAUUCUUGUUGAACUUCCAGUUGGUUUUGUCCUGGGAGAAUUGUUCAAGGUACUUGACGUAGCUGGGUACUUCUUCGCUACUAGGUUUGAUAUCUUCAUCGGAUUUGAACUCUUCGACACGAGCAGCGGGGGAUGCUUUGACCCGCUUCUUCUUCUUUUCCUUCUUCGCUUUGGGCUCCUUGGACACUUCCGAUACUGAUGCUGGCGGCUCUGUAGAGACUCUUGUGACAGCCUCGGCGCGGUCUUCUUCAGCUUCCCAGGCUUGAAUCAGAGAUUGCGCCGAGAACGUGUCCUCCUGCUUUGUUUCAGGAGUGAACGAGACCGAUUUUCGGAUCGAUCCUGGCCGGGUUUGCUUCGGAGGUGACGGUACACUUGGAAGAGGGUGAGAAAUGUCCUCCUCCUCGUCGUCGCCAAAUACUAUGCGCUUCGCUACCUGUCCAGGAGCUUUGAAGACACCAGUCGGUGCUGGUAGACUCGAGCGUUCUUCGUCAUUCCAGACCUGCUGGCCAGCAGUACGGGUUUUCGGGGCACUUCCUGGGAAAGGUUUGGAUUUCGACUGGCUCACUGGCUUCGCAAGUUCCACUUUAGCACGCUUAACUGGAAUUUCCGCUUGUUGGCUUUCUAAGUUGCGCUUCUGCGGCUUGAAAAAUGCUUCCCGCUCGGCAUGAAUUGAUGGAAUAUUUGCUGGAGUAUGGGUC
Molecule: messenger RNA, 5204 nt
Organism: Sphaerulina musiva SO2202
Lineage: Eukaryota; Fungi; Ascomycota; Dothideomycetes; Mycosphaerellales; Mycosphaerellaceae
Product: TRP-domain-containing protein
Exons: 3
Coding region: 470-2656 (728 amino acids)
Biological process (GO): transmembrane transport; fungal-type cell wall biogenesis
Source: RefSeq, a predicted model, not a curated record